AUGAAGAAGACGAAGAAGAUGAACUUCUUCGAAAGAGCGGCUUCGGGCGUGAACUCGUUGCUUUUGGACUCGACAAUUCGUUCGAGAGCGAGCCGAGAGCUGAGCAACGCAAAAGAUAAGUUUUAUUCACUCAAACUCCCGUCGUUGUUUUUGAGAACAUCAUCGAAAUCAACAGCAGUAGGCUUUAACGAGAAAGACGACGGUUCCACCUGCGACUUACAAGUCGGCGAUGGCAAACCGUAUUUGGAUUCGCCAGCUUUCUUGCGAACACAGUUGUGGGAGAGUGCGAUGAAGAAGUACAGCAGCAAACACGGAGAAGGUGAAGUAAACGGAGAAGAAGAUGAAUUAGAUGAAUUAGUAGACGAAAGAGAAGAGAAAAGAGAUACAGAUGACACGGAGGAUUUUGAAACCUUGAUUGAGCGAGACUUGCGACGAACGUUUCCCCAUCAUCCUUCGUUUAAAAGCGCGAAAGGAAUCAAUAAAAUGCGAAGACUUUUGUUGGCGUACAGAGAUUAUGACCCAAGCGUUGGGUACUGUCAAGGAAUGCCUUUUAUCGUCGGUAUUCUAGCUCUGUACAUGAACGAAAGUGACGCGUUCCAAACGUUGCUUUUUAUCAUGUCGAAAUCCACUAGAAACGCGAGGGAGAUAUACGAAGAGAGCGGAAUUGGAUUAAAAAGGACAUUUUCGAAGCUCGAGAGUCUUUUACAAUGUGAAAACAAAAGACUCAGCGCGCAUUUACAGAAGUUCAAAGUAGGUCCGAUGAUGUAUGCUUCGGGGUGGAUCCUGACUUGUUUUGCGAGUGAUUUUACUACGCGAUUUUCGUGCCGAGUCAUGGACGUGAUCAUAGCAAAUGCGAAUAUGGAUUUCACUUACGGCGAUUUUAUCACAAACGUAGCUGUAUCGAUUUUGAACGAGGCGACGGAAGAUUUGCUCGCAAUUGGAAGCGAUGAAGACGGCGAAAAAGGGGAAGAAAUAGUUUUCGAGAAACUCGUUGAAUACAUACGUCACGAGCCUCAACGAUGGGACGGAGAGAGAUUGAAUCGUAUCUUAACGCUUGCGAUUCACUCGCUUUCGGAGAGAGUGAAAGCGUGCAGAGAGAUUGAGCGUGUCACGAAUACAAUCGUUUGA
This is a messenger RNA of Bathycoccus prasinos, 1128 nucleotides long. RefSeq lists its product with no specific name. Lineage: Eukaryota; Viridiplantae; Chlorophyta; Mamiellophyceae; Mamiellales; Bathycoccaceae. The record is from RefSeq and is a predicted model, not a curated record. The transcript has a single exon. The coding region runs from base 1 to 1128 and encodes 375 amino acids.